CCGGCUCCCGGGCAUUUAAAGGGGACGCGGCGGCGGCCCGGGGGGAUGGGGGGCAGGUGGAGGGGACGGCCCAGACGCACAUCAUCCACGGCCCCUCGGAACUGGAGGGACUCGUGAGCCGGAGCCCAGAAAUCCGGGGGUGGAUAAGACACCGCGUCCCCUCCAAUUCCCGUAAGCACCCCUUGCCCCAUCCUGCGCCCAAAUACCUCAGCUAGCCCCUCUCCUCACUUUACACUCCAAACUAAGCCGGGACAGACCUCUGCCGCCGCUGCUCCCCACGCAGGAGGAAACAAGGAGGAAUCCAGUGAUCUGACGUGGCAUCAGGGAGGCAAGCACCGCUUUUAAGUGGGACUAGAAUAUGGACUCCCUGCCGCCCCAGAGAAACUCCUCUCUCCUCUCUAUGCUCUAGCCAUCUAGAGAAGCUCAGAUAUCCUGUCCCCCUUUUCUCUGAGGGACUCUUUUUGGUGACCACAAAAGAAUUUGGUCACUUAGGACAAAGCUGCCAGAGACCUCGUGUGGUUGUCAGGAGCUCUGGACGACGGUUGGAGGCCAACGGAGUCUUCUGCAGUUGGUGCCCAGGGUGAUGCAGUGACAAUGAGCGGGUGUUUUCCAGUCACUGGUCUCCGAUGCCUGUCUAGGGUCUUGGAUGUGCCAGCGCCUAUGGCCGUGGCCUGCUAACCAGCCUCUCCCUGGCCGGCUCGUGCCGCGCCCCCUCUCGCUUGCUCCCUCCUCCUCCUGCUCCUGCUCCUCUCCCCCCUGCUCCCAGGACGGCGGGAUGGCCACGCAGGGCGCUCCGCGCUUCCUCCUGACCUUCGACUUCGAUGAGACCAUCGUGGACGAAAACAGCGACGACUCCAUCGUGCGUGCCGCGCCGGGCCAGCGGCUCCCCGACAGCCUGCGGGCCACCUACCGCGAGGGCUUCUACAACGAGUACAUGCAGCGCGUCUUCCAGUACCUGGGCGAGCAGGGCGUGCGACCGCGGGACCUGCGCGCCAUCUACGAGGCCAUCCCCCUGUCGCCGGGCAUGAGCGACCUGCUGCAGUUUGUGGCCAAGCAAGGCUCCUGCUUCGAGGUGAUCCUCAUCUCGGAUGCCAACACCUUCGGCGUGGAGAGCGCGCUGCGCGCCGCGGGCCACCAUGGCCUGUUCCGCCGCAUUCUCAGCAACCCGUCGGGGCCCGACGCGCGGGGGCUGCUGGCGCUGCGGCCCUUCCACUCGCACAGCUGCGCGCGCUGCCCCGCCAACAUGUGCAAGCACAAGGUGCUCAGCGACUACCUGCGCGAGCGAGCCCAGGACGGCGUGCACUUCGAGCGCCUUUUCUACGUGGGCGACGGCGCCAACGACUUCUGCCCCAUGGGGCUGCUGGCGGGCGGCGACGUGGCCUUCCCGCGCCGCGGCUACCCCAUGCACCGCCUUAUCCAGGAGGCGCAGAAGGCCGAACCCAGCUCCUUCCGCGCCAGCGUGGUGCCCUGGGAAACGGCCACCGACGUGCGCCUCCAUCUGCAACAGGUGCUGAAGACGUGCUGAGGACGGCGGCCUGCAGGGGGCGCCCGGGCGGGGUGGGGGUGGGGGACAGCGGGAAAGACAAACCUAGUUUUAUUACUCCCUUUCCCUCGCUCUCGGUUCGGUAUGUCCCUCCGGAAAUUCCGGGAAUCCCGGGCUCGUCCACGUGGGGGCUGGGAGAGGGAGUUCGGAGCCGUCUCUGUCUAUGCAGUUAACCCCAAUCGGCUGCCUCUCUGCACCCCCCACCCCGUCCCCGUUUCACUACAACGUUAAAUUCUGGAGUCCGGCCCCACCGAGGUGGUUGGUGCACAUCCCUGGGAAGGCAGCGGUGUUUCCAAGAUCCUUGUCCUCGGAACGGAGAGGAAGCGGUUCCCACGGCUUUCACUGCUCCCCUGAACUGCGGAACCUUCCCAUCUCCCUUUCUUCUGUUAAGGGAACUCGCGACCCCAAAGCCUCCCCGACGCGCCGGAAUCCCAGCGGAGAGAGAUGAAGCUCUGCACCCACGACCUCAGGCCUAGAUCUUGCUUCACCUAGCGCGUCUUCACACUACACCCUUUUUCUUCUGGCCUUCCUCCCCGCGCACAAUCCCCUUCUCCCACCCCCACCAGCAUCCCCAAAGGGGUGGGGGGAAGCCAGAGGGAACAGUCGCCUCCUGGUGGUGGAACGAGGUAGCACACUGUCCGGCUCGGGUCCUUCCAGCCUGGGACCUCACAGCGCGCGACGGUGUCUCCCCUCACCCCAGCCUCUUCUAUGCAGCAAGAGACCAGGGACUUUACCAAAGUCGCCCCGCGGGCUGGGCCCUCUGCGCCUCCGUCCUCCCGUAUGGAACAGAAAGCCAUGAUGUUUUAAAGCCGAGCCAGCGAAAGCCAAGCCCCUCCUCCCUCUUUGGUGUUCUAGAGCUAUAAAGAAGGUGAAGGGGGAA
Molecule: messenger RNA, 2423 nt
Organism: Neogale vison (American mink)
Lineage: Eukaryota; Metazoa; Chordata; Mammalia; Carnivora; Mustelidae
Gene: PHOSPHO1
Product: phosphoethanolamine/phosphocholine phosphatase 1
Exons: 4
Coding region: 647-1525 (292 amino acids)
Biological process (GO): bone mineralization involved in bone maturation
Molecular function (GO): phosphatase activity
Source: RefSeq, a predicted model, not a curated record